Hibiscus syriacus is the source of this 405-nucleotide messenger RNA. RefSeq lists its product as uncharacterized. The record is from RefSeq and is a predicted model, not a curated record. Bases 1 to 405 code for a protein of 134 amino acids. NCBI's taxonomy places the organism in Eukaryota, Viridiplantae, Streptophyta, Magnoliopsida, Malvales, Malvaceae. The transcript has a single exon.
AUGGGAAUUACCACGGAAGGGACCUGUGUAAACUGCAACAAUGAUAUGGAGACAAGAAACCAUCUCUUCUGCCGUUGUACUCUUGUUAUCCGCCUGUGGAAAUCCAUAUUGUCGCUUAAUGGCUUGAAGAAUGCAACCUCAUCAUGGGAUUAUAUGGUUACUCGGGCAUCUUCAACAUGGAAAGGGAAAUCCUUGCUCACAAUAAUCUUGAAGGUCGCUUGGACUAUCUAUGUCUACAUAUUAUGGGAGGAAAGGAAUUACAGAAUUUUCAAAGAUCGACACAGAUCAACCGAGGACUUGCUUAAGGUCAUUAUUGAAGUUGUACGAAUUCAACUAAAGGGUAGAAAUAUUAAUAGAGCUGAUAAAACAAAUUAUAAUCUUUGUAUUGCUUGGGGUUUAGCUUAA